AUGGCCAAGAACAAGGGCUCCGGUGCCAAAAAAGAAGACAAGGCAAAUGGAAAGGGAAAUAGCAAGGGCAAGGGCAAGGCUGGCAACAAGGGCGAGAAGGAUACGGAACCUGGAACGAAAAAGGACUUCAAUGAGAUCUAUGUCAGACACAUCCUCUGUGAGAAGCACUCCAAGAAGGAGAAGGCUCUUGAAAAGCUCAGAGAAGGUGGUGCGUGGGACGAAGUCGCAUUGGAAUUCGCCGAGCACGCUGGCUCAAAGGGAGGGCUGUUGGGCUGGAAGACCAAGAAGCCUCCGUCCUUGAAGGCAGAGUUCGAAAAGGUAGCAUUCAGCUUGGAGCCGAGCUCCCUGAAAAGCCCCAACAUAGGGGAAGCAAAGACAGACCAGGGUUACCAUCUUAUCGUGGUAACAGACAGACGGGCCCGCACCCGUACGGGCGCACCGGGCCGGCACGGGAACCGGGUGACGUUCUUUCAUGUCAAGGCGCCGGGAUCGAGAUGUGGCGCACAUCUCAAGAAAGGAAUGCACCCGCGCGAUGAAAUGAUGUACGUCUCAUUCAUGAUCUUUGCGCGGGAAAGAAACUGGGCGGUUCCGGAGAUCAUGAUCUCUCGCAUUGAGCAGGUCAAAGUGACGAUUAACCAUAUCACAUUUUGA
This is a messenger RNA of Diaporthe amygdali, 651 nucleotides long. RefSeq lists its product as uncharacterized. The coding region runs from base 1 to 651 and encodes 216 amino acids. The transcript has 5 exons. The record is from RefSeq and is a predicted model, not a curated record. Gene Ontology annotation, molecular function: DNA binding; peptidyl-prolyl cis-trans isomerase activity. Lineage: Eukaryota; Fungi; Ascomycota; Sordariomycetes; Diaporthales; Diaporthaceae. Gene Ontology annotation, biological process: rRNA processing.